UCAGUCAGAGCUAUUAACUGGAAAAUGUAUGUUUUUUCACUGUCCGCUUUAACCGUGUGAUUUACCAUUGUGGAUUCCAAAGUAUUCACCUCAAAUUUAUCGCAGAGUCAUGCAAAACAGCAGACACUAGACUAGUAAUGCACAAAAAACCAUAUACAGUAGAGCAGACAAUAAGCCCAAACCCCAAGGAGAGAAUCACUUUUCCCUCGCUUAGUCAAUUUUACCAUCUGGACUUUUCCUUUAUUCGCUCUCCCACUCACUCACUAACUCCACUUUACGAAUUCUCCUUCCCAAAUGCAAAAAUGCUUCUCAAUCUUCGCCGGAUGAAACUUGUUCUUCCUCCAACUUGUAUGUAGCUGUGUGAAUUGAAUAAUUUAACUAUCUAGCUCUAACUGUUCCUUGCUGGAUAUGAGGAGAUUACAUUUUUGUCAGAUUCAGGGGAUUAUUCUGAACUAUUAGGAUCUUUGAUUUCUCAGUUUGCAACAGAUGGAAAUAUUGUACAUAGCAAGUUUCUUAGUGCUGACUUCAACUCCGGCUCUGCCAGUAUCCGUUGCAGCUAUUCGGCACAACUAAAGUGAUUCUUUCUUUUGACUGCUGACAGGGCAGGAGGUGAAUCUUUAGGUGGUGAUGAAGAGGCAUAUCCAUUACAAUGCUCAUCCAAUUUCUCCACACCCUUUUGAGGCAUUCUGGUAUGACUCUUGGCAAGCUGUGGAGCGCCUAAGGAUCAGUGUGGGAACUAUCAGUACUCAUAUUCUUGUUGAUGGGGAGGUGAUUGAGGAGAAUAUUCCAGUAUCAAAUCUCCGAAUGAGGUCUAGAAUAGCUACUUUAUCUGAUUGUGCCUGCUUUUUACGACCCGGACUUGAGGUUUGUGUGCUUUCAACCCCUUACCAAGCAGAAGAUUUGGGAGAUGAGAAAGAUGGAAAGCCUGUGUGGAUUGAUGCAAAAAUAAGAUCGAUAGAGAGGAAGCCUCAUGAGCUCACUUGUACUUGCCAAUUUUAUGUCAGCGUUUAUGUCACUCAAGGCCCUCCUCCCAUUUUGAAGAAAACCCUAAGUAAAGAGAUAAAUAUGUUGUCCAUUAAUCAGAUCGCCAUCCUCCAAAAACUUGAGCCUAAACCAUGUGAAAACAAACAUUACCGUUGGAGUUCAUCUGAGGACUGCAAUUCACUGCAGACUUUUAAACUAUUCAUAGGAAAAUUCUCCUCUGACCUCACAUGGUUAGUGACUGCAUCCGUUCUGAAAGAAGCUACAUUUGAUGUGAGAUCGAUACACAACCACAUUGUCUAUGAGAUUGUGGAUGAUGAUCUUGGCAAAAAAGAAUCAAAUUCAGACCAUCAUUCUUACUCCGUGAAUUUCAAGUUAGAAAACGGAGUUUCAACAACCACUGUUGUUCAAUUCAGUAGGGAUAUCCCAGAUAUAAAUCCUACCAGUGACUUAAGUGAAGCUGGGCCUCUGGUUCUGUAUGACCAAAUGGGCCCACGAAGGUCAAAGCGUCGAUUUGUACAGCCAGAGCGUUAUUAUGGAUGUGAUGAUGAUAUGGUAGAAUUUGAUGUUGAGAUGACACGGUUAGUUGGGGGAAGGAGAAAAGUGGAGUAUGAUGAACUACCACUGGCACUAUCUAUUCAGGCUGAUCAUGCUUAUCGAACUGGUGAAAUUGAAGAAAUUGCCAGGUCUUACAAGAGAGGGCUGUUUGGAGGAAAUAUCAGACCUCAUGAGAAGAAGUCUUCAGAAAGUUCAGCCAGAUGGAGAAAUGAGGUCAACUCAGAUGUAAAGAAGCUUGCUGACAAGAAAUCAGUUACAGCAGCCAGACAAACUCAACUUGCUAUAGUUCCCCUGCAUCCUCCUGCAGGAACUGAUGUGACUGUCCAUGAACAGGUUCCACUUGAUGUUGAAGUUCCUGAAGAUGUGUCUGCAGAGAUUGGUGAAAUAGUUUCCAGAUAUAUUUAUUUCAAUAGCUCUUCAACGUCGCAUGAUAGGAAAGCUUCUAAGAUGAACUUCACAAAACCAGAAGCUAGACGCUGGGGGCAAGUCAAAAUUUCAAAGUUAAAAUUCAUGGGACUUGAUCGUAGAACUGGGGCGUUAGGUGCACAUAAGAAAUACAAAAGAAAUACUGCAAAGAAGGAUAGUAUUUAUGAUAUAAGGUCUUUCAAAAAGGGUUCUGUAGCUGCUAACGUGUACAAGGAACUGAUUAGAAGGUGCAUGGCGAACAUUGAUGCCACACUUAAUAAGGAACAACCACCAAUAAUUGAUCAAUGGAAAGAAUUUCAGUCAACAAAAUCUAGCCACAGAGAGUCUGCUGAGAAUCUCUCAACUAAUAAGGAGGAAGAGGUUUCAGAACUUGAUAUGUUAUGGAAGGAGAUGGAACUAGCCCUGGCAUCAUGUUAUCUUCUAGAUGACAGUGAGGAUUCCCAUGUUCAAUAUGCAAGUAAUGUCAGGAUAGGAGCUGAAAUACGUGGAGAAGUUUGUCUACAUGAUUAUCGACUUAAUGAAGAAAUCGGAAUUAUUUGCCGGUUAUGUGGAUUUGUUAGCACUGAAAUAAAGGAUGUUCCACCACCCUUUAUGCCUUCGGCAAAUUAUUGUUCCAGCAAGGAGCAAAGAACUGAAGAAGCUACAGAUCACAAGCAGGAUGAAAAUGGCCUUGAUACUUUGUCCAUUCCUGCUUCUUCCAUUGCACCCUCAUCAUCAGAAGGGGAAGAAAAUGUGUGGGCCUUGAUACCUGAUCUAGGAAAUAAAUUACGGGUACACCAAAAGAGAGCUUUUGAAUUUCUGUGGAAAAAUAUUGCUGGAUCCAUAGUACCUGCAGAAAUGCAACCGGAGAGCAAAGAGAGAGGUGGCUGUGUUAUUUCUCACUCUCCAGGAGCUGGGAAAACCUUACUAAUUAUUUCCUUCCUUGUAAGCUACCUGAAGUUAUUUCCUGGAUCACGACCAUUGGUCCUUGCUCCCAAGACAACACUCUACACCUGGUACAAAGAAGUACUUAAGUGGAAGAUUCCUGUGCCAGUCUACCAAAUUCAUGGUGGUCAAACCUUUAAGGGAGAGGUUCUAAGGGAAAAGGUGAAGUUAUGCCCUGGUCUUCCUCGCAACCAAGAUGUCAUGCAUGUAUUGGACUGCCUUGAGAAAAUGCAGAUGUGGCUUUCGCAACCCAGUGUUCUCCUUAUGGGCUAUACCUCUUUUUUAACCCUGACACGGGAAGAUUCACAUUAUGCACAUAGGAAAUAUAUGGCCCAGGUGUUGCGGCAGUGUCCAGGGCUCCUAAUACUUGAUGAAGGGCACAACCCGAGAAGUACAAAAUCCAGGUUAAGAAAGGGUCUAAUGAAGGUCAAUACACGGCUUAGGAUUCUGCUUUCUGGUACACUAUUUCAGAAUAAUUUUGGGGAGUAUUUCAACACACUUAGCUUAGCAAGGCCAACCUUUGUUGAUGAGGUCUUGAAGGAGCUGGAUCCUAAGUACAAGAAGAAAAACAAAGGUGCAUCGCGCUUUUCAUUGGAAAAUCGAGCAAGAAAGAUGUUUAUUGAUAAAAUCUCAAGCGUCAUUGAUUCAGACAUCCCCAAGAAAAGGAAAGAAGGCCUAAACCUAUUGAAGAAACUAACAGGUGGAUUCAUAGAUGUGCAUGAUGGUGGAACAUCUGACAACCUUCCUGGUUUACAAUGCUACACCUUGAUGAUGAAAUCAACUACUCUUCAACAAGAAAUUUUGGUGAAGCUUCAAAAUCAAAGGCCUAUCUACAAAGGAUUUCCACUGGAGUUAGAGCUGUUGAUUACCCUUGGUGCAAUCCAUCCUUGGUUGAUCAGAACAACAGCUUGUUCUAGCCAAUACUUCAAGGAAGAAGAGCUGGAGGCUCUCCAGAAAUUCAAGUUUGAUCUGAAGCUGGGUUCAAAAGUCAAAUUUGUAAUGAGCCUAGUGCCUCGUUGUCUCCUCAGGAAAGAAAAGGUUUUGAUAUUUUGCCACAACAUUGCUCCAAUUAAUCUUUUCCUGGAGAUAUUUGAGAGGUUCUACGGGUGGAGAAAGGGCAUCGAAGUACUGGUGCUUCAAGGUGACAUUGAGCUUUUUCAGAGAGGAAGGAUAAUGGAUCAAUUUGAGGAGCUAGGUGGACCAUCAAAGGUUAUGUUGGCAUCCAUUACAACUUGUGCAGAAGGCAUUAGCUUGACCGCAGCGUCACGUGUAAUAUUACUGGAUUCGGAGUGGAAUCCUUCUAAGAGCAAGCAAGCCAUUGCACGGGCUUUUCGGCCUGGUCAGGACAAAGUUGUCUAUGUCUACCAGCUUUUGGCAACGGGUACACUAGAAGAGGAGAAAUACAAAAGAACAACAUGGAAAGAAUGGGUAUCAAGCAUGAUAUUCAGUGAAGACCUUGUGGAGGACCCUUCUCACUGGCAAGCACCAAAAAUUGAGGAUGAAUUGUUGAGAGAAAUUGUUGAGGAGGAUCGAGCUACAUUAUUCCACGCCAUUAUGAAAAAUGAGAAGGCUUCUAACAUGGGAAGUCUGCAGGAAUGAAGUCCCUGUACCUAAAAUAAGGACUGCAUAAGCCAGACAUCAGCUGGUGUGAAGAAAAAAUGUGUUCCAUCACAUUUGGAGGCGGAUUCAGGAUUUUAAAGUCGGUUUGUGUGAAAUAGUAUGUCGUAUUACUUCUCCUUUAUUACAAUGUGCAAGGACUCGAUAUAAAUAAGUGUGUUUUAAACAUCUUAAAUUUUAUAUAUGCAACUUGAGCUGAACACAACGAGCGGCGGAUUCAGGAUUAUAAGCAAAUAGGUGUCGAAUACUAUUUGUAUUAUGCUUCUUUGUGGCAAUGUGUAAGGACUCGGUAUAAAUAAGUAGUAUGUUUUAUUUUGAUAUGUAA
Capsicum annuum is the source of this 4831-nucleotide messenger RNA. Its product is annotated as SNF2 domain-containing protein CLASSY 1. Gene Ontology annotation, molecular function: ATP-dependent chromatin remodeler activity; ATP binding. Bases 628 to 4488 code for a protein of 1286 amino acids. Lineage: Eukaryota; Viridiplantae; Streptophyta; Magnoliopsida; Solanales; Solanaceae. Gene Ontology annotation, biological process: gene silencing by siRNA-directed DNA methylation. The transcript has 6 exons. The record is from RefSeq and is a predicted model, not a curated record.